Cucurbitaria berberidis CBS 394.84 is the source of this 1383-nucleotide messenger RNA. Its product is annotated as fructose-2,6-bisphosphatase-like protein. Gene Ontology annotation, cellular component: cytosol. NCBI's taxonomy places the organism in Eukaryota, Fungi, Ascomycota, Dothideomycetes, Pleosporales, Cucurbitariaceae. The coding region runs from base 1 to 1383 and encodes 460 amino acids. Gene Ontology annotation, molecular function: fructose-2,6-bisphosphate 2-phosphatase activity; ATP binding; 6-phosphofructo-2-kinase activity. The transcript has 3 exons. The record is from RefSeq and is a predicted model, not a curated record. Gene Ontology annotation, biological process: fructose 2,6-bisphosphate metabolic process; fructose metabolic process.
AUGGAAGCUGCCAAUGGCUUCUAUGCGCCGAAUAUGCGCAAAGUGCCUACGGGCGAGUUUGUGAAGCCGAGCAGAAGGACUAACGGUGCCGGUGUGCAGGCCGAAGACACGCGGAUAUGCGUCGUCAUGGUGGGCUUGCCCGCUCGAGGAAAGAGCCUGAUCGCACAGAAAGUGGUCCGCUACCUGCAUUGGCUAUCGAUCAAAUCGAAGACCUUCAACGUGGGCCAAUAUCGACGUUCUGCGACCCCGAAUCCUUCCGCCGCCUUCUUCGACACCACAAAUCCCGAGGGAGAGCGCCUGCGCAAAGCAGCCGCCGAAGCAGCUGUUAAUGACAUGUGCAAGUGGUUCGCAGAGGGCAAGGGCCUGAUUGCCAUCCUGGAUGCGACAAAUUCGACCAAGACGCGGCGAAGGUGGAUACAAGAACGCUGCACAGCGGAGAACAUUGAGACGCUGUUUGUCGAAUCAAAAUGCGACGAUGAGGAGCUCAUCAUGAGCAAUAUCCUUGAAGUCAAGACGACGUCACCCGACUACGUCGGACAGGAUCCAGAAGAAGCUGCGGCCGACUUUCGCAAUCGCAUUCGAAAUUACGAGAAAGUGUACCAGACCAUUGACGAGGACGAGCGCGACCUAACGUACGUCAAGUUGAUCGAUGUGGGAAAACAGGUCAUCAUCAACCAAAUACAAGACUAUCUCCAGAGCAGAGUCGUGUACUACCUAAUGAAUCUCCACAUCAAGCCUCGCUCCAUCUGGUUAUCACGGCACGGUGAAUCGCAAUACAACCUCUCGGGCCAAAUCGGCGGAGACGCCGAUCUCUCAGAGCGAGGAGAUGCCUACGCCCACGCCCUCCCCGGCCUCGUAGCAAAAUCCGUCCGAGACGGUCGUAGACUUACUGUCUGGACGUCUACGCUAAAGCGAACAAUUCAGACCGCCAGAUUCCUUACCUUUGAGAAGCUAGAAUGGAAAGCUCUUGACGAGCUCGACUCGGGCGUCUGCGACGGGUUAACCUACGCCCAAAUCGAGCAAAAGCACCCCGAAGACUUUGCGCAGCGCGACGAAGACAAGUACAACUAUCGCUACCUGGGCGGAGAAUCAUACCGCGACGUGGUCAUCCGCCUCGAGCCCAUCAUUAUGGAGCUAGAGCGCAGCGAAAACAUCUUGAUUGUCACCCAUCAGGCCAUCCUACGAUGCAUAUACGCAUAUUUCAUGAACGUGCCGCAGGAACAAAGCCCGUGGAUGGAAGUGCCGUUACAUACGUUGAUCAAGUUGACACCAAAGGCCUACUCAACGCAGGAAGAAAGACUGAAGGCCGAUAUACCGGCAGUCAGCACGUGGAGAGGUAAGGGCAGCAAGGCUGAACAUCAGCAGACGAACGGCAGCGCAUAG